Messenger RNA from Carassius carassius (crucian carp), 462 nucleotides. Its product is annotated as protein AF1q-like. The transcript is spliced from 2 exons. The record is from RefSeq and is a predicted model, not a curated record. Gene Ontology annotation, cellular component: cytosol; nucleoplasm. Bases 158 to 415 code for a protein of 85 amino acids. Gene Ontology annotation, biological process: positive regulation of release of cytochrome c from mitochondria; positive regulation of DNA-templated transcription; apoptotic signaling pathway. NCBI's taxonomy places the organism in Eukaryota, Metazoa, Chordata, Actinopteri, Cypriniformes, Cyprinidae.
CGGGACUAAUAUAAAUCGCUGGUGAUGUUGGGUGCGGCUGGUCCAUGCUGAGCAGCCGGCGAUAAGAUCGAGACCAAAUAGAGUGCAUCUUCUAUUCUUACUACAAACCAGCUUGGAAUUCAAAGAGAGCGAACCGGAUUACAUACUAAGGAUCAAAAUGCUAGACACAACCAGCAGCCAGUUCAACUCCUUCCUGUUUUGGAGGCAGCCCAUCCCAUCGCUGGACCUGUCAGAGCUGGAAGACAUUGGCAUUUCUAAUGCCAAGUCCAAAGAAUGGAAGUCAACCAAGAGCUCCCGAAAACCCCUGGGACAGGAGGAAGAAGAGGAUUUAGAUCUGUUAAAGUACUCCUCCUUCAACUACUGGAAAGAGCCCAUCCCUAGUAUCGAUACCUUGGAUUUCUGCCUGCUGUUAUAAAGCUCUGCGACGCAAUUCUCAGUUCCUAUCCAAAUCUGUGUUUAAAG